Messenger RNA from Cryptomeria japonica (Japanese cedar), 654 nucleotides. RefSeq lists its product as uncharacterized. The record is from RefSeq and is a predicted model, not a curated record. The transcript has a single exon. The coding region runs from base 1 to 654 and encodes 217 amino acids. NCBI's taxonomy places the organism in Eukaryota, Viridiplantae, Streptophyta, Pinopsida, Cupressales, Cupressaceae.
AUGACACGAGAUUACACCUUCAAGGCUCCAAAGUUUGAUGGCACAAAUAUUGCUUAUUGGAGAGAAAGGAUGAAAUAUCAUUUGGCAACUAUGCUGGUUGAAAUUUGGGAAAGCAUUAAGAAGGGUUAUAAUGCUCCACAAAAUGGUCCUACAACUAUAGAUGAAAUCAAAACAUAUGAGAGUGAUGCAAAGGAUACAAUUGCAAUUGUCACUUGCUUGAAUGAUGCAAUAUUUAGCAAAGUUAUAGAAGUGAAGUUAGCUAAAGAAAUUUGGGAGAAGUUGAAGAGUCUAUGUGAAGGUGAUGAAAAGACAAAGCAAGCCAAGCUUAUAAAUCUAAAGCACAAGUUUGGGAAUGUGAGAAUGUGUGAAGAUAAAAACACUGAAGGUUAUAUUCAUCAAGUGAAUGAAAUUGUAAAUUCUCUUAGAGGUGUUGGUGGAAUGGUAGAAGAAAGUAAAUUUGUAAGGAAGAUAAUGGAAACAUUUCCCAAAAGCUAUAAACCUAAGAAGUAUGUCAUUGAGGAAAGUCAUGACAUGAAUAAGUACAUCAUGGAUUAUCUCCUUCGUUCACUCACCGCCUUUGAGGUUGUUGAAUUGGAUGACAUCAAAAAGGAAAGGAGGGAAACUACGUUCAAAGGUACAAAGAAGCUUGAAUAA